Messenger RNA from Rubroshorea leprosula, 613 nucleotides. The record is from the annotation of a GenBank genome assembly. Lineage: Eukaryota; Viridiplantae; Streptophyta; Magnoliopsida; Malvales; Dipterocarpaceae.
CUUCUCUUUAUACUCUCCUUCACUGCUUUUCUUUCCAUAGUUCUAUUCAAAACUACAGCCUGCUUCCUUUUUCUCUUGUCCUUUUUUUCUUCUUUCUCUCAAAGCCAUGAACCCACCAGAGGAUUUCGUGGAACAGGGAAUUUCUCGUGAGAGACAAUUUCUUGGCUCUCCAGUCUCCAAGCUCCACAGCCAUGGAGGAGACGAUACUAUUGUAGCGGAAGAUCCGAGAUGCAGAGUUGCGGAAGACGACAAUGACAACGGCGAGCGCAAGGCAGCCAAGCCUCGCCGGUUGUCGUUCUCGCAGUCGUCUUCUCUGCCGUCGCCGUCGGCUUCCAGGCCUGAGAAGUUUAUUCACCUCAUUCCAAGGCCAAUCUUAUUCCUUGUGGCAUAAUAAUUUUUCAGAAGUCAAUUACUUUGAACAAAGGCAUUUUCCACACUUUUUGGGUUAAGUAUAGGAUACUCUUUUUCUUGAUCAGAAAGAGCACUGCUUGGUACUUCAUGAUUCCUUCUGUAUAUUCUAUUCUUAUGUUUAUUGUAAUAAUGUUCUCUCUCUGCUUCAAUCUUAUAGAUAUUUUAAUAUUUGAUUUUCUUAGAAUGAAAUUCAGUUUAAAUG